This is a messenger RNA of Rotaria socialis, 2445 nucleotides long. Lineage: Eukaryota; Metazoa; Rotifera; Eurotatoria; Philodinida; Philodinidae. The record is from the annotation of a GenBank genome assembly.
AUGGCUGGCAUGAAAUUUGAGUAUGAUGAAAAUGGUGGCAAAUUUUUUUAUUUUUUUCUAUCCGUUUACGCAUUGAUACUUGUACCAGCGACUUAUUGGCUAUGGCCAAAAUCAGAAGAAAAACAAAGUACGCAUCUUGAAGAUAUAUUAAGUUAUCCUCCUUGCCGUGAUAAAUAUCAUUUAUUACGUGCAAGUGAGCCUCGACGACGACGGCGCACUAUAUUUGUUAAAAUUGUUCUCUUAGCAGCAUGGAUUAUAUUAUUAAUUCUUGCUUAUCGGGUAUCACUGAUAGAAACUGAACAUAAAGAAUAUGAUCCAUUUAUGAUACUUGACGUUGAUCUGGAAGCUAGCAUUAGUGAAAUAAAACGAGCUUAUCGUGAAUUAAGUAAAAAACAUCAUCCAGAUCGUGGUGGCGACCCAGAAAAGUUUGCAAGUUUUAAACUAAAAACGAAUUCAUUUAAUAAUAAAUUAAAACAAAAACAUGAAGAAGCAAAAAACAAUUGGAAAACAUAUGGAAAUCCGGAUGGACCAGGAGUGACUCAUUUUGGUAUUGCUCUACCAAAAUGGUUGGUCGAUCAUAAAAAUUCGUUAUUUGUUCUUUUAAUUUAUACUGGUGUAUUUAUGAUUGUUCUACCAGUUAUUAUUUGUAUUUGGUGGCAAAAAUCAGCACGCUACGCUGGUGACCAUAUAUUAAUUGAUACGAUUAAAAUUUAUCAUUUUCUUCUUACGAAAACAUCAUUGAUAAGUAUUAAACGCUCUCUUCUGAUUUUAAGUGCAUCAGCAGAAUUUGAUCGUAGACUCAAUCCAAUGAUUGUUGAUCGACCCAGUGAUAAUAUUGAAUUGCCAGAGCUAUUUAGAGAAUUAACUAAUGUACAAGAAAAUAUUAAAGAAAUACCAUUUCAACAGCUAUACAGUAUCAAAGCACGUACAUUAAUUUAUGCACAUCUUCAUCGACUUGACUCAUUAAGUGAUAAUCUUGAAAAAGAUAAACAGUAUAUUGUAAGACGUUCAAUUAAUUUGAUUAAUGAGAUAAUAAAUGUGGCAGUACAACUGGUGAAUGUGCAACAUAUUAAACACAGUGAAAUUGGUCCAAAACUUGAAACAAUUGAAAAUACAAUGAAAUUAUCACCUAUGAUGGUGCAAGCAUUAUUAAAUACAAAAAGUCCACUUCUUCAAUUGCCACAUAUUACUGAAAAUCAUUUAAGAUUUUUCGAAACAAAGAAGCGCACAAUCAAGCAUAUUCGGCAAUUUGCCGCCAUGGGUGAUGAACAACGUCGUUCUAUAUUACGUAGUAUUACCGAUGAACAGUAUUAUGAUAUUAUGAAUGUUCUUGCCAUCUAUCCACAUGUAACAAUGACUGUCUCAUUCGGAGUCGCCAACGAUGACGAUGAACAUAUAAUAACAACAGGAGCUGUUGUAACAUUAACCAUGCGUUUGCAUCGCCAAAAUAUGUCAUCUUUAUUUAGUAAAGAAUUAGCUAUAAAUUCCUCUGCUCUUACUAAUAAUACACUCAAUAGCGAAGGAAAUGAAGAAGAAAUUGGUGACAGAGAAAAUCGAGACAAGACAAAUGAAACAUUAAAAGCAUCGACUACCACGACUACUUCAUCAAAAGGUUGGAAUAAUAAAUCAGAAAAGAAAAAGAAAGCCAAUAAAGACAAAGGCAAGAAGAAAGGACAUCCGAAAUCAUCUACGAAAGCAAUCAAUAAGCAAACACCAACUAACACGAAUAAUAAUCAGAAAAAAACAAUUAAAAAUGAUAACAAAGAUUCCAGUGAUGAUGAUUCAUCCAAACAUUCCGAUGAUUCACCUACAAAUUCACGUCAACGUCACGAACAAACAAGAGACGAUCUAAAUGAAACUGAUAAUGAAUCUAAUAAUAAUAAUAAUAAUAAUGAUGAUGAUGAUGAUAAUACUAAUGAAAAUAUUCCGAAUAACUCAACACCUGAACAAUCUGAAUCAGUAAUAUCAUCAAAUAAGACCAAAACUCCGGAUGAUGAUAAGGACGACGAUGUAUUUCUUGAAAGAUUUCAACAACAACAACGGAAACGAGAAAAAUUAGAAACAAAAGCUAAAAUCAGUCAUCGUGUUUUUUGUCCGUUUUAUCCUGAAAUAAAACAAGAAUGUUGGUGGUUGUAUGUUGCCGAUAGAAAGCAGCAUGCGUUAAUCAGUGUACCCAUUUAUUUAUGUAAUUUAAAGGAUGAUGAUGAAAUUGAAGUCAAAUUUUCUGCACCAAAAUUACGCGGCCAUUACGUAUAUACAGUAAUAUUAAGAUCUGAUUCCUAUUUUGAUGCUGACGUAACGGAAAAUUUUUCGUUUGAUGUUCAAACAGCGAAGAAAGUCGCUGACAAUCAUCCACAAUGGGAUUUUAGUGAAGACGAUGGUGCCACUAAUAAUAAAGCUGACGAUGACGAAUUUGCAACCGAAAGUGACAGUGAUAAAGAUUAG